GCAAGCUCAUUACAGUCUCACCUGGCUUCCACUCGGGCCAGACGCUUAGAACUUACCUCAGAUGAAUUGGUAGGAUCUUUACUGAGUGCUCAAGCUAUUCAAGGCGUGUGAUCCUAUCCCUAAUACGGCAAUCUCUCAACCGGUCCAUCAGGCAAGAUUCGUCCCCAACCUGAAAAGCGACCUACCUACACAUAAAAGGGAUGCACAGGUUUGCCUCAAAGAUAUAUGUUUCUGUUGCCAACACCAUGGAACCAGUCGAAGCUCAGGGAAGCCCCCCUAAAGUCCUUGACAGGCUCUUCAAAACUACAAAAACCUCCACUAUCCCCCAUCUCACAGAACUACGCAAGGCCCUUGGCUACGGCAACCCAGGCCAAGACCAGGACAUCGCCUUUAAGAGGGCUGUUCGAACACAGAUCGAAUCUUUUAUAUCUCCUAGCACCAAACUACCUGCAUAUAAACUCACCAAGUGGAGGUUGCCUCUUCACCAAAGAGGACUCCAAGAGGUCACCAGAGACUUUCUCGAUACCAAGGGAAAGGGGCCUGAGUUCUGGCCUGGGAGGCACAACUCUGUUAACACAAGGUGUCUUGAGUAUUCUAAAGACUCUUCUCGGAUACGUCGUCUCAUGAUAAAAGUCUUUUGGCGUGCAGCCCGAGAGCACAAGCGAUACAAACCCUCAAACUUUACCUCUACCAAGCUACUAUCACAGCCCAGCGACAGAGACGCUUCACCAUUAAAGCCCCUGGACACGCCGAGUGACGACAAACACCAAGUUCUCAAUAACUCGCAUAUUCUCAAAGGCCAGAGUAUCGACAACCCCAUAGAUGUUGAGAGCAUGCAGUCCAGAACCAACACAUCAGGGCCGUCCACAGACGAUCACUUUGCAGCCUUUGGAAUGUCUCUUAAUCUUACUGUCCAUACACAACGACAGGAUACACCAGAGGAGAGCUCGAGCUCUGAGCCCUUUUCGUCUUCUCUUUUAGUCCCUGACACAGCGGAAACUAUGAUGCCUAUUCCCGAAGAAGCAGAUAGUGCGUGCAGGACAGACCCGUACGAAGUGCCUAAGAGCCCGCCAAGGGCCACUGAAACUGCACAGAUUAACGGCAAGCGCCCGGUCGAGUCAGACUCCAAUGAUAGCAACCGCCAGGCCAAAGUCCCCAGACAAGACCCGAGUACGUCUGCGAAACCGACUCGUCGGCCUCCAAAAGGCACUCGAGGUGGCAGAAAGACACAGAGCCACCGUCCUAGAGUCCGAGUCUCUCAACGGCAGACCAAGUCAAUCUAUCGGACGGAGGCUGCUACAGAAGAACAGAUUCAAGCUGCCGAGAACCCAACCCCAACCCCAUCAACUCCCCCAGCUGUAGUUGGACCUCAGCGCAGAAGUAAUGCGAGCCAAAGCAAACAGCCCUCAGCCACCACUAAUGAUUCCACCUCAAAAACUCCAGCUGGGGAAACACAAAGCCAGUCUCCAACCGAAGCUAUCAGAGCAGAGUUAGCUCGCCAGGCUGAAAGGCAGACUACAGAAGCAGCCAUAGCAGCGGGUGUAGACCAACAACUAGAUGCCCACGGCACGUCUACUACUGGCCUCUCCGCUAAAGCUCAAGGAAAGCUACCUGAUGUGCCGGUCAGGCAGACCCCAACGGUUCAAGCUGGGCCAAGUCGGGAGCGGGAGGCGGAGUCUACAGCGAGACCAGAGGCCAGUGCUGCGAGACAACAAGGCAGCCGCCCCGGGAAUCUGGAGCCUGAAGGCAUACAGCGACAAGUACUGAAUGGACGUGAAAUAGUCAUCAGAUCCAACAUCGCUAAUGGCGUUGACUUCAGGUCUUGGAAACCCUCAUCUUUCUUAUUCCACAUGUCUCUUGCGGCUGUGGCUGGGGAGUUGGGGUUGAGGCACGGCCGAACACUUCACAUGUCUCUCAGAGGCCGAACGUCCAACUUGAAUGAAGAAUUCGAGAAUGGUGACGAAGAUGGAUUUGAAUCCUUCAAAGAUGAGUGCCUGAGAGCUAUUAUGCAGCGACAUUCUGGUGCUGCAUCUACUCCAGUAUUGCAGCGACCACAGUUUUGGAUUUACUUUUCGGAUAAGCCCAUCUCUAUUUGAAGUGGACUGUACAGUUUAGUUAGUAUGGAUGGGUGCAAAUUCGUUUUCUUCUUUCUUUGUGUUUUUAUGGUAUUGUAUUUUAUUCUUGGGAAAUUGGCGGAUUGACGACUUGUAAUGGUUAGACGGGCAUGAACGUGUCAACAGGGUUCUGUUCCGUGGCUUUGUCUUUUUGUUUCUUAUCAAGUACCAGACUUUUGUAAUAACAGAUUUGUAUAUCUUAGCACCUUUAGUUUAGACCAGCCGAUAGAAAAACCUUUUGGGCCCAGAGACCUGGGAAGGAAUGCGAUUAUAUGUGUAUAUAAGGUAAGCACGCGUUUCUCAGGUUACGGGGAACAGUCACUGGUUGAACCAAGAUCAAAAUGAAGCAG
This is a messenger RNA of Fusarium odoratissimum NRRL 54006, 2464 nucleotides long. RefSeq lists its product as uncharacterized. The record is from RefSeq and is a predicted model, not a curated record. The coding region runs from base 201 to 2096 and encodes 631 amino acids. The transcript has 4 exons. NCBI's taxonomy places the organism in Eukaryota, Fungi, Ascomycota, Sordariomycetes, Hypocreales, Nectriaceae.